GGCGGUUUUGAGCGUCCUGCGAGAGGUUCUAUUUCGUAUAAGAAACACCGCAAUCUCCGAGCGCUAAAAGUUGCUCCACAGUUCGUCUCUUCAGCGAGGCUUGAAGCUAAGACAAGAUGAUGGUCGAGCCGGACAUCGAUGGCGGGGGCGGGUUUUAGGUUGGUGAAACUGGAAGGUGGUAGGCGGAAGUUGUUCAAGUUUGGCCGCGUCUGUGCAUGCCGAUAAAUAUGUUCUGUAGACAAAUCUUUCUAUGCCAAAAUGCAAGAACUUCCUCCUGCCUAAGAACUCUUUCCCCGCCUGUUAUACCCUGCAGUCCAGCAGCAGUAACGAGCCUGCAGACGACUCGCGAGGCGGCCCACCGCACCAGAACCCUCCGUAUCAAAUGCAAAAAUGUCUGGGUCUGGAAGAUUGCGAGAUUUGUCAUGCUUGUCUGGCAUGACCAACAAGUUUGUAAUGCGUGUUCAAGAAGGGAUCCUUUUGCCUGUCAUGCAAAAACGCAGGUUGUCAUGCGAAAAACGCAACACAAAAAAGCGCAGAUAUUUCUCAUGCUUGCCGGUGCAUUACAGAGCAUUCACUAUUCCCAACGCAGCAUUACAAGUUUCCAGACCCAGACAUUUUUGCAAUUGAUAUCCCGCCGGGCAACACGAUAACGCAGGCCGUGAUGCUGCCACCCGACUUCUUUUUCGAGUCCUGGCACCACUAUGACACCGACGAGUUCUUAUCCUGAGGAAAAAAGCCCCCACCCGAUAGUUGUCAUGCAGAGUUGCAUAUUCCAGGAAAGUAUGUAAUGCGCAUCCCGCCCAUGAGGGGCGUUUGUAGUCGUGUAGUUUUCGCAUUUGCACUGCUGUUAACAGGAUGAGCAGAUGGAUUUGUGACGCGGCUGCCCUCGCUCACCUGCACUACAGUACAACAGAGAGAAGCUUGUCAUGCGUGACUCCCGCAGCCGCUGGAUUUGUGUUGCAAAGUUCCAACCUUGAGUCCAAGGUGUGGGCUCCGUUUUUGCUCCGGAUAGUUCUGCCCCCAGGAACAGGAAAAAGCCGCACUGGAGGCGCUACGACAAGCGGAGGAGGAAGGGGUGGAUGAGAUGCAUUUACGAAGUAUGGGAUGGGGAGGCAUUUUGACUAGGUUUCAGCAGUCCCCUUGCAAGAAAGUUCUAGUCCUUGAUAUAAAACGGUUGUAUGUAGUUCUUGUUUUGCAGCACGAGCAAUCAUUAUCGAAAAAACAUGUGUUUUGAGAUCAGCGCCAAGCUAGCCAAAGUCGUUUUCCCCAUUCACACUCGGGCAAAAAGAGCAGCACGAGAGGACAAAAAGGGGUGAGCAGGAGCCGAUGAUCGCACUGAAGGUACCAUUUCCAGUAUCCAAGAAAAAAACUGUGUAAGUGCGACUUUGUGUUGCAGACGAUGCAAGACGAUUACAACUGUCAUCCUGGACAUGCAUUAGACGCUGUUUUCGCACGUGUUUUCACGUACUAGGUACGCAUGACAGGUUUUCUCUGUCAUGCAGAGCAAACUUGUGAUGCUGUUUUUUCCAAGGAAGUUACACUUACACAAAUUUUUUCUUGCAUAUCAAGCAGGAGGCCGCGCGAGCAAGUACCCAAGAAUAACCUAUAGCCUGCCGACAGGUAUGAGAUUUAUUGAUGCCACAGGUUGUUAUUGUUUGUCUUCACAUUUUGUUCCAACCGAUCAUGUGUUGCUUUGUCAUUCAUGUUCCUCCAUGCCAUGGCAGAUGAGGCUCCAGAAUUUCUAAAUUCGAUCACGCACGAAAGCAAAAUGAUGGAAUUAUCAACUACAUACAGGUCACAACUACAAGAAAGAAGACGUCGCGAGCAUGCGUGCGGUGCACAGUGUAUGGGAAGAGUGAAAAAAAUGGUUGUGCCAGACAUAUAUUGUUCAUCAUAAGUCGCAAAUUAGAAUUUGCCCGCGGCUAAGAACUCGAACUUUGUCAUGCAACUCCUAAAUGUCAAGAUCUAUGUGACAGCCCUUUGAGAGGAGAUUGGAGCAGUUUUUCCAGUCCAUACACACUCUACACGGCGUUUCGGCAAGACACCUCUUUCUGCCACAAGUACCGGAUCAUCGGUUCCGCGCUGCACCCAAAAUACCCCGGCACGCUCCUGGUAUUAUACUGCUUUUUGUAGAUAGUUGUUGAAAGAAAUUGAAAUUUGUUGUUUUCUCCCCUUGUGUUUGUGAUGCGGAUUUUGCAUGAGGAUUCUGUAAUGCGUGGACGUAAUUUCAGUGCCAAUUCUCAGGUUCUCGUGCACGGUGAAGACGAGCACUAAUAUGGGUAUCAAAUGCAAAAGUGUCUGGGUCUGGAAACUUGUGAUACUGGGUGGCGUAUCAUGAGGAGGCCACAAGUGCUGGCUCAGCAUGACAAGUUUCUGAGGAGCUUCUAGGUGUUGCCUAUUCUGCAUGACAAACUGCGUUUCUGCAUGACAGAAAAAUGGGGCUCUUGGAUAAUGUGCACGACAAAUUCAAGAUUCAUGUGAGACAAGCAUGACAAACUUGCAUUCUUCCAGCCCCCGACAUUUUUGCACUUGAUAAUGGCAUUGAAAAAGCAAUCGGUCUCCUUUCAGCUCGUACAUAUGAUUUAGCAAGUCACCAUCCGGAAUAAUUCUCUUCUGUCAUGCAGUCGUGCAUCACGAUAAGAAAAUCGGUUUUGUUGUCAAUCUAUUAGGAGCUGAGAAAGAAAAAGCCGAGUAGUUUUUUUCAACCCCACAUUCCCGUACCAGAGUACUGGCCCGAGCACGUGAACCAUGCUAUGCAGCCGCUACCCAUGGUGUCUUGCCGUUAUUUCUACUGCAUGGAAAAAAUGUAGUUGCACUUUGUCAUGCAGAAAUACCGGCAAGACAAACACCUCUUCUCCAUACGUUGCGAUAUGGAAAUUUGCCAGGAAACCUAUAACAAGCACCCAGUGGACAAGAAUAUGCUAGGGCAAAUCGCUUGAAGUUGAACUGAGUUGAAAUUUGCCAUAUGGAACAAGCUGCAGAUUUUUCGUAGGCGAUUUUGUAGUUUAUCCCUAUUUCCUUUCAACUUUACCUGCACGCCUGAAGUUCUUCGGAUUCUUGCGCUAAUUUUCUUAGCAGGUCUUCGUCGAACAACACUCUACUACACUUAUCACGAUUUGCGUUGCAUAACACACUUCCUAAGGCUAGAAAUCUUUUUCGAGCACGACGCGCAAAUACGAAGAAACAAACAUUCUGAGCCCCCGACCUCGUCAUAGAUUUACUUGCAGCCACCAUCGAAGCUAGAAUGCUGGACCGACGUGUGAAAAAGUAUGUAUCUAUUAACCAAUCUAGAAUGCUAAAACGAGAAAAAAAUGCAUCCUUCAUCCAAGCCGACCGCUACUAAAAUGUUUGUUUUCCCUGCCACAUACGAUCAUGAUCGACAACUGUUUGUCGCACGGCAAGGGGAUCCCGCCACGAGUAUCCGAAAUGUAGUCAGUAGCGUGUAGUGUCAGUACUUGUACAAUGUGUCUUGCAUAAUUAGAUGACAGCACGACCAGAACGACCGAACAAGAAGAACGUUUUUCAGUGCGGAUAUUUUUUACUGUUUCCUCACACGGUCCACGCGUUUGUUGUGUCAGUCUCCUUUGCGUUGAAAACAAGCUGAUGUGUAAGUACUCGAUCUGCAAAAAGACGCGUUACAAGCACGCCUACACGCUCAUCCUCCGCCCGGGUCAUAAGCGUACCUGUGGAUGCAUAGGGUGUUGACCUUGCGUCGGGCGUUACCGACACACCAGGUAGUACGUGUUGUGUAACGUUCAAUUUGAAUUUGUAAUGCAUGUUUUCCAUCUCAAUUUGAAUUUGUAAUGCAUGUUUUCCAUCUGAAUCGAUCAUGAAUUAUGCUUUCUUGAUGCUAAAACAACAGGAACAAGUCGCGAAUGUGGGAAAGGCUAUUCUGAGUAAAACCGUCCCCACCCCAGAGUUGUCAUGCAAUUCUGCAUGCGAAAAAAGGUUCUCAUGCGGAGCCCUAUGAGAAGCAUUUUCCAUUUGUGUUUUUGAAUUUGUGAUGCUAGAAUCAGCAUGCUAAGCUAGAUCUUUGAUGCUUCUGAACUAGCUAAACAGGACGAUAACACUACGAGGACAAACUUGUCAUGCCAGACGACCAAGGCUGGCUGAUUUGUCUAGCAGAUUUCCCGUCUUGACUCUGGUGUGGGGACGCUUUCAAUCAGGAUAAAGGCUUUGUUGCGGUUAGCGUUGGCCGUCGGUGAUUUAGGAUUCGCGACUACUCAACAUCGCGUUUUCUUCUUUAUUUCCAACUUGUCAUGCACGUUUUGCAUGAUUUGAUACUUGCAAGAAUCAGUGUACGUGCUUUCCUCUUGUCAAUAGAAGUGUUCUGUCACGAAGAGUAAAAAGCGAGUGUUGACCACAUCCUGUGCAUACGCAGAUGCGGCGCACGAGGCGGACGCGGCAGAGUUGCUGGAAGUCUUCUGCCACUGAAAGAAAUUAUCAGCGUUACUUUCUCGUCGAGUCAAUUUUUGUAAUAGCAAACGAAAGCAGGUAGAGUUUCGAAGAAAACAAUUUUAUGCAACCUAGGUCAUGUCACAGCAAAAAAAUCACACCUAAGAUUAUCGAACAGCAAUUGAGAGUCAGAAGCCAAAUUGGCUUAUGCAGAGGUCGUCUUACUAUGCACAGAGAGAUAGACGUGUUUUUUUUUUCACCGUAUAGCUGCAGCUUGUAGUUACAGCUAAUUGAUUUAGCUUUUUUUGAGAAGUUUCCAAGCCGAAAGUUUCGAUCUACGCAAAUUAUCCUUUGUAGAAAUUUUGAUUGAAAUGGAAUUCACCUAAGUAAAAUGUCUUCACACGGGGUAAUACUUGGCGAGCACACUAGACUUGCAAAAACGAGUCGUCUGCUCCAGCCAGGAGCGGUAGCACCGCCACUAGUUUCUUAUACCUAAAAAUGCAAACCUGUAAUCUAUACCAUUGUGAUUCAUCGAACAGGAUGCCUCAUCUUCUUCCGAAGAAAUUUAGCGCUCGCCUGCUGAUGAUUUGGAUCGGG
Molecule: messenger RNA, 4992 nt
Organism: Amoebophrya sp. A120
Lineage: Eukaryota; Dinophyceae; Syndiniales; Amoebophryaceae
Source: the annotation of a GenBank genome assembly